Messenger RNA from Colletotrichum graminicola M1.001, 1605 nucleotides. Its product is annotated as prenyltransferase alpha subunit. Gene Ontology annotation, molecular function: CAAX-protein geranylgeranyltransferase activity; protein farnesyltransferase activity. Gene Ontology annotation, biological process: protein geranylgeranylation; protein farnesylation. NCBI's taxonomy places the organism in Eukaryota, Fungi, Ascomycota, Sordariomycetes, Glomerellales, Glomerellaceae. Gene Ontology annotation, cellular component: protein farnesyltransferase complex; CAAX-protein geranylgeranyltransferase complex; cytoplasm. The coding region runs from base 1 to 1605 and encodes 534 amino acids. The transcript has 3 exons. The record is from RefSeq and is a predicted model, not a curated record.
AUGCCCGCUAAAUCCAAGGUCAGCUCCAAAGCCAAGGAAGCUGAGAGCAAGAGCAAGCAUACACAACCUGCUGCCCAGGCCCCGGAGCCCCCAAAGACGGUCAACGAGCGCUCCCUCCAACGUUACUACCAGACGAACCCUCACGAACGGAAACGGGAGGAAGCCGGUGGCCUGCACAGCCUCACACCUGCCGAACGACAGUCGUGGGUCAACGCAACUCUGGUGCGCCACGUAGCGAAUAAGGACAUUUACCUCACCAACAAGGCGGAGCGCGAGUUCUGGAAGCAGGUCAACCGCGAGAGCCCGCCGAUCCGCCGCCUCGACCGGCACAAGACCGAAAAGGGCGCCGCUGUCGUCUACGACUGGGGUAAAGACAAGAACGGCCGCGACGUCGGCGAGUACCCGCUCGAGCAGUUCGCCGCCCGGGCCGCGAAGCAGGCACAGCUCACAGCGCUCGGGGUCCUGCACCGGCGUUUCCUCCAACGGAGGGAGUUUGCGAGGAACGGAGUGACGGACGCGACAACGGGAGAGGUCACGCACAUCACCCAGGAGGACAUCCAGGAGGAGACGCAGAGACGACGAGAGAUGUCGGCCAUCAGGAAAGAGCUUUACGGUGAUAAGAUGGGCCCAUAUGCGACGGACCCGGAGUGGGACGACGUCGUGCCCAUUCCCGCCGAUGAGCCCGAGGGUGCACUGGCUACGAUCGCUUACCCGGAGGAUUACGCUGAGGUCAUGAGCUACCUCCGUGCCGUCAUGGUGGCCGAAGAGUACACCCCACGGUGCCUUCGGCUGACCGAGCACGUCAUUUCCAUGAACCCUGCGCACUACACAGUUUGGCUGUACCGCUUCAAAAUAGUUGAGACCCUCAACAUCCCGCUCGUCGAUGAGAUCGAGUGGCUGAACGCUGUCUCGCUCGAGCACAUCAAGAAUUACCAGAUCUGGCACCAUCGACAGCUGCUGCUGGACCACCACUACAAGGCCAUCAAGGCGACGCCAGACGAGGUCAAGCGUUUUGCCCGGUCCGAGGUCGAGUUUCUCACCCGCAUGCUCGAGGAGGACACCAAGAACUACCACGUGUGGAGCUAUCGGCAAUACCUCGUGCGAAAGCUGGGGCUGUGGAACCUGUCGGAGCUGCUGUCGACGCAGAACUGGAUCGAGGAGGACGUGCGCAACAACUCGGCCUGGUCGCACCGCUUCUUCCUCGUCUUUAACGACCCGGCCGCCUCCACCGAGGGCUCGCACGCGACGGAGCCUGACCCAAAGAUAUCCGCCGACGUCAUCGACCGCGAAGUGAAAUACGCUCAAGAGAAGACGCUCCUGGCGCCGCAGAAUCAGGCCGCCUGGAACUACCUGCGCGGCGUGCUGGUCAAGGGCGGGCGCAAACUCGAGGCGGCCGAGGCGUUUGCGGCACAGUUCGUUAAGGGCGUCGGCGAGGGCGACGACAAGGAGGAGGUGCGCAGCAGCCACGCGCUAGACUUCCUGGCCGAGGUGCUUGCGGAAAAGGGACAAAAGGCCGAGGCGGUAAAGUACCUCGACCGGCUGGCGGAAAGGUGGGAUCCCGUGAGGGCGGGGUACUGGAAAUAUAGGAAGCAGCAGCUGGAGUAG